AUUUAACCUCUCCGAAAUCAAGAACAGAUAUUCAUGUUAUGGCUGUACUGUAUGAAAGGCCAUGAAAUAGAAAAAACGUUUUGUGUUCGCGCCAUAUAAACAUUUUCAUUGUGGUUUUAGUGAAUAUUAAUUCUUUCAUGAAAUUGUACGAACGCAAUUUUGGUUAGAGAGCGUAAUAAGUUGUUACAUAUAUGUUUGUACGUUCAUUUUUUUUUUCUCCAGACAAUAUCGGUGUAGCACGUAGGUUUAUUAACUCUGUGUCCAAGAGUGAUACCAUCUUUAACGCGGGAAACUGUUUAUUUUUGGAUGUACAAUUUUAUUUUUAAGAAUAAUGUCACAGAAAUCAAUCACGUCAUUUUUCUCGCUGAAACCAGCUGGAAAAACCGAGCCGCCUGAAGACACUAGCAAUGAAAUUCUUACCUCGCCAGCAAGAAAAGGGAGUGGGGAGUCAUCUGGCGAAGACUCGCCCAUUCGAAUGGUUUCUAAGAAACGGCAGAGGAUCAAGAGUGACAGCGAAAGCAGUGAUGACGCUCAGAACAACAAGACAAAAUCUGGCAAGAAAAAGGUGUUUAACUCUGCCGUUAAAUCACUAGCAAAGUUAUCACCAGGAAAGAAGGAAGUUACAGGUUCUGUAGGAAGUGUAAAUGGUGUCAAGUUGGAAGUCGGAACAAUCAAGGAAGAACCGUGCGUAGGAAGUCAAACAGAGAAACAUGUAGAGGAAAUAAAGAACGUGUUGGAGCCAGAUGUUCUCAUCAAAGAAGAAUCAGGUGUUAAGCAAGAAGAAGGUGAAAAGGUGAUGCCGAGUGAGGCUGAGGCUGACAAAAACCUUACCGAUAAGAAACAGACGAGUGGCAAAACAGUUCACAGCUUUUUCUCACGACAGAAGUCCGGAGCUCAGUCAGCAGGGGAUGAGACCAACAAAGACAAGCCUGCCAACUAUGACCCCAGCAAAACUAACUACCAUCCUAUUGAAGAUGCUACGUGGGCCCAUGGAGAGAAGGUGCCAUACAGGGCCCUGGCUCGAACCUUGGAGAAAAUAGAGAACAUCAGUGCUCGGCUGAAGAUCAUAGACAUCUUGGCAAACUACUUCCGGUCUGUGAUGAUCCUGAGCCCGGACGACCUCCUGCCCAGCUUAUACCUCUGCCUGAACAAGCUCGCACCCGCCUAUGAAGGGCUGGAGCUGGGCGUGGCGGAGACGACGCUCGUGAGGGCCAUAGCGCAGUGCACGGGGCGGACGCUGGCACAGGUGAAGGCAGACGCCGCGGAGUUGGGGGACCUGGGCCUGGUGGCGGAGCGCAGCCGCUCCACGCAGCGCGUCAUGUUCCAGCCGGGCCCGCUCUCCGUGCCCGGGGUCUUCCGCAAGCUCAGGGAAAUAGCUCUCAUGACGGGGCAGGCCUCGAUGGGGAAGAAAGUGAACAUGAUCCAGGCGUUGUUCGUGGCGUGCAAGGACUGCGAGGCUCGCUAUCUGAUCCGCUCACUCGCUGGGAAGCUGCGGAUCGGCCUGGCGGAGCAGUCUGUGCUACAGGCCCUGGCGGUGGCUUGCGUCACGACGCCUCCAGGUCAGUCGUUUCCUCCGGAGGUGCUGAACGCCAGCAAGACGAUGUCUGCAGACAAGUUCAAGUCGUGCCUGGAGGAAGUGGCCCUCACCAUCAAGACCACUUACUGCGAGUGCCCGAACUACGACGCGAUGGUGCCGGUGCUGCUGCGCGAGGGUGUGGCGGCGCUCCCCCAGCACUGCCGCAUCACGCCUGGGGUCCCCCUUCGGCCCAUGCUGGCGCACCCCACCAAGGGCGUGCACGAGGUGCUGCAGCGCUUUGAGGGACUCACCUUCACCUGCGAGUGGAAGUACGACGGCGAGCGAGCACAGAUCCACCUGGCAGAGGACGGCCAGGUGAGCGUGUACAGUCGCAACCAGGAGAACAACACCAGCAAGUACCCAGACAUUGUCGCGCGACUGUCCAGUGCGGUGGGGGACAAGGUCUCCUCGUGCAUCCUCGACACGGAGGCCGUGGCGUGGGACCGCCAGACCGGCCAGAUCCUGCCCUUCCAAGUCCUCAGCACCAGGAAGAGAAAGGACGCGAGCGAGGCGGAGAUCAAGGUGCAGGUGUGCGUGUUCGUGUUCGACCUGCUGUACCUGAACGGGGAGCCCCUGGUGCGAAGGCCCCUGCUGGAGCGCCGACGCCUGCUCAGGGAGCACUUCAGGGAGGUCCCGGGAGAGGCCCUGUUCGCCACCAGCCUCGACACCUCCGCCAUGGAGCAGGUGCAGGACUUCCUGGAGGAGGCCGUCCGCGGCAACUGUGAAGGGCUGAUGGUCAAGACGCUGGAACAAGAGGCGACGUACGAGAUCGCCAAGCGCUCCCGCAACUGGCUGAAGCUGAAGAAGGACUACCUGGAGGGGGUGGGGGACACCCUUGACUUGGUGGUCAUUGGAGGGUACUUGGGGCGGGGAAAGAGGGCGGGCACCUACGGCGGGUUUCUGCUUGCCUGCUACGACCUUGAGAGCGAGGAGUACCAGACCAUCUGCAAGAUUGGAACAGGCUUCAGUGACGAGGACCUGCAGCAGCACACGGAACUCUUGAAGACCCACGUGAUCCCCCAGCCACGGCCGUACUACCGCUACGACCACAGCCUGGCCCCCGACCACUGGUUCGAUGCCGUGCAGGUGUGGGAGGUGAAGUGCGCCGACCUCUCCCUGUCGCCGGUGCACAAGGCUGCCCUCGGCAUCGUUGACAGUGAAAAGGGCAUCUCCUUGAGGUUUCCUCGGUUUUUACGUGUGCGAGAAAAGACUGUGGAAGAUGCUACCAGUGCCACUCAGGUUGCAGAGCUGUACAGAAGCCAGGAGCAAGUGAAGAACCAACAUGGGCCAACAGCGAAGACAGUAGAAGAAGAAUUUUACUAGGCUUCAGUGACUAUACCAUGUUCAUAUUUGUGUGCUACUGCCAUUCAGAAAUGUACUAAUAUUGCCUCAUUGGAAUAACAUAUUUGGCUAAAUUUUUAUUUUAUAAAGUGGUAGUAAAUUA
Messenger RNA from Bacillus rossius redtenbacheri, 3020 nucleotides. It is a transcript of the gene DNAlig1, whose product is annotated as DNA ligase 1. The transcript is spliced from 18 exons. Gene Ontology annotation, molecular function: DNA binding; ATP binding; DNA ligase (ATP) activity. NCBI's taxonomy places the organism in Eukaryota, Metazoa, Arthropoda, Insecta, Phasmatodea, Bacillidae. The record is from RefSeq and is a predicted model, not a curated record. Gene Ontology annotation, cellular component: mitochondrion; nucleus. The coding region runs from base 332 to 2899 and encodes 855 amino acids. Gene Ontology annotation, biological process: lagging strand elongation; Okazaki fragment processing involved in mitotic DNA replication; DNA recombination.